This is a messenger RNA of Myxocyprinus asiaticus (Chinese sucker), 1830 nucleotides long. It is a transcript of the gene ufc1, whose product is annotated as ubiquitin-fold modifier conjugating enzyme 1. NCBI's taxonomy places the organism in Eukaryota, Metazoa, Chordata, Actinopteri, Cypriniformes, Catostomidae. Gene Ontology annotation, biological process: protein K69-linked ufmylation. Gene Ontology annotation, molecular function: UFM1 conjugating enzyme activity. The record is from RefSeq and is a predicted model, not a curated record. Gene Ontology annotation, cellular component: cytoplasm. Bases 45 to 548 code for a protein of 167 amino acids. The transcript has 6 exons.
CGUCAGGUGGCACGUGGAACCGGGUUCCUCCUGCGCGAGUCAACAUGGCAGACGAAGCCACCAGGAAAGCAGUCUCUGAAAUACCGCUUUUGAAAACAAAUUCAGGACCAAGAGACAAGGAACUGUGGGUUCAGAGACUUCGAGAGGAAUAUUUAGCUCUAAUUAAGUAUGUUGAAAAUAACAAAGCAGCUGACAAUGAUUGGUUCCGUCUAGAGUCCAACAAAGAGGGCACGAGGUGGUUUGGAAAAUGCUGGUAUAUCCAUGAGCUUCUCAAAUAUGAAUUUGACAUAGAAUUCGAUAUUCCAGUUACAUAUCCAUCUACAGCGCCUGAAGUGGCCAUUCCUGAGUUGGAUGGGAAGACAGCGAAGAUGUACAGAGGUGGCAAAAUCUGCUUGACGGAUCACUUUAAACCACUGUGGGCAAGAAAUGUACCAAAGUUUGGACUGGCUCAUCUUAUGGCUUUGGGACUUGGACCGUGGCUUGCUGUUGAGAUUCCUGACCUCAUUACAAAAGGCAUAAUUCAACAUAAAGAUCAGCAAAACAGCUGAAAACAGUUGCAGGCCUUGCAUUUAACGUCUUAACGGUGUCACAGCAAACACAAUUAGCCGUUUUAACAACCGUUUGUUUGAAAUGAUGGCUUGCUUUCCAUGCUGUGGUUUAAAGUUUUAUUUGCAACUUCACAGAAAACCGUGUUCUACACAUUCACAUUUCAUAUUUGUACAUGGAGCUGUUUUUUUCUUCUUCUUCUUUAAUGUAGGCCAUGGUUAUUUCAAUAUUGCCCAAGUUUAUAUAACACCUGUCAAUUGGAAUAUGUAUGUUUUUCAUCAGUAAAACCUGGUAAACCCAUGUGGAACACUUUUAAUUUGUGAACUUGGGUAAACAUCAUGAGGAUGAGAAGUAACUUGUUAGUAAACUAACUUUCUAAGUUAAGUUUGAUGUCACAGCAAAGAGUAGGUUGCAGCCCUUUGUUGAUUAGAAAUGGGUAUCCAAAAUUUAGUUGCUCAGUUGAAAGUUUCUCUUUAUUACCUGACAGACAGUCGCUCCAGUACACAGUGUUGAUAAAACAAGAUUUUAAAUUCAGUAACUCUCCAAUUGCCACCUUUCCUUGUAAUUCAUCAUUAGACUAACCAUUAAAGUUUUAAAACAAGCAGUACUUGCAAAUAUUUUGAAAUACUUGCAACUACAAGCAAUGAGAAAAAUUAAAAGCAAAAACUUGGCUAAAUGCAAACAUUUACUUCUAAAUAAAGGUUUACAUUAUAAAUACAUAAUUAUCAUCUGUUAAAAGCGAAGAAGCAAAGUUCUACAUAUGUAGUUGUGUGUUAUUGAAUUGAAUUUGUAACAUUUUGAAAGGUUGAAUAACACAAACAGUGGUGUGACUUUUUAAAAUGUUACAAAUAAAAGCUGUUUGGUAAGAAAUUGUCUGCUCGUACAUGGAAUAACUGCAUCAUUUGUGAUUUUUGAGGGGUAAUGACUUAAGUCUAAGGGGAAAUAUAAUCAAAUCAUUGCUCUGUUUGUUUGAGCAUCCCAACCUUUGAGUUUAGGAUAGGACUAUCUGUUGGCCAACCAAUGUCAGAUUAGGGGAGUGGAUCUUAAGAUGUGCCAAUUUUGCUAUCCAAAAAAGAAUAUAUAUAUACACACAUAAAUAUAUAUGUGUAUAUAUUUAUGUGUGUGUACAUAUAUAUAUAUAUAUAUAUAUAUAUAUAUAUAUAUAUAUUAGUAUAUAUACAGGUGCAUCUCAAUAAAUUAGAAUGUCGUGGAAAAGUUCAUUUAUUUCAGUAAUUCAACUUAAAUUGUGAAACUCGUGUAUUAAAUAAAUUCAGUGCACACAGA